GGGGAUCUCAAUGACACACAAGCCAAUGACACGUUGACGGUAUGUUGCCGAACGCGGUUCCACAGAGUCGGUGGAGGUUAUCCGGGAGGAAGACGUACAAGUGGGUAUCCGCUCCUGCGCAUGCGAUAGAAGAGAGAGAUCGGAGGGUGCAGAGAGCGCGACAGACAGGCAGGGAAAAAAUCCUUCCCAGCAUUUCCGUUUGUAGCCAUGCAGCCCCCGCUCACCACACGAGUGCAGUGAUUCAGGCGAGGCAAGCUGAAGACCCGAAAGAUGAAAUGAGGGAUGUGAUCGUGUGUAGCCAUGUCUUCGCUCUCCCCUCGUCACUCCACAGAGCAUGCGUUGCGAACGCAAAGCCCCACGAGUCAGUGCCAGAAAGAACUUCUGGAUGACAGGCAUGGCAGGGCACCCAAAUGUGUCUUACCCCAACGCGGUAUACCUAGCCACGGGACAUGUGCAGAACAACCCGCUAUGGUGACCAGAGUGCUGCGUCCAGUGGUCCAGUCCUGACGAGCGACCUCGGGCCAGAGGUUCUUACCGGCUUUUGACUCAUGGGACCGGACACCUCGCCCAUCUGCGCACCGAAGUGGCACAAGAUGACUGGAAACUUCUUCCCUUGCCGGUCAGCCCUUGCCACCCAGUAGAAUACCAAGAGCCCAGAGGACGCAACUUUUCAGCGGCGCCAUAGACCCCGAAGGCAAACACACGAUGACGCAGACGUAGAAGGCGAAGGGUAGAUUUGACUGCCGAAGCGCGCAAGACUUGG
Messenger RNA from Neurospora crassa OR74A, 763 nucleotides. RefSeq lists its product as hypothetical. NCBI's taxonomy places the organism in Eukaryota, Fungi, Ascomycota, Sordariomycetes, Sordariales, Sordariaceae. The record is from RefSeq and is a predicted model, not a curated record. The transcript has a single exon. Bases 42 to 389 code for a protein of 115 amino acids.